Suncus etruscus (white-toothed pygmy shrew) is the source of this 765-nucleotide messenger RNA. RefSeq names its product transcription initiation factor TFIID subunit 9-like. Bases 1 to 765 code for a protein of 254 amino acids. Lineage: Eukaryota; Metazoa; Chordata; Mammalia; Eulipotyphla; Soricidae. The transcript has a single exon. Gene Ontology annotation, biological process: DNA-templated transcription initiation; RNA polymerase II preinitiation complex assembly. Gene Ontology annotation, molecular function: protein heterodimerization activity; RNA polymerase II general transcription initiation factor activity; transcription coactivator activity. Gene Ontology annotation, cellular component: transcription factor TFTC complex; transcription factor TFIID complex; SAGA complex. The record is from RefSeq and is a predicted model, not a curated record.
AUGGCUUUUCCCAAGAACAUGCCGAAAGAUGCAGAGGUAGUGGCACAAAUCCUGAAGGAUAUGGGGGUUACAGACUAUGAGCCGAGAGUUAUAAAUCAGUUGCUGGAGUUUGCCUUCCGAUAUGUGACUACAAUUCUAGAGGAUGCAAAAGUCUAUUCAGGCCAUGCUAAGAAAGCAACUGUUGAUGCAGAUGAUGUGCGAUUGGCAAUCCAGUGUCAGGCUGAAAAGUCUUUUACCUCUCCUCCCCCAAGAGCUUUUUUAUUGGAUAUUGCAAGGCAAAGAAAUCAGAUCCCUUUGCCAUUGAUCAAGCUAUAUUCUGGCCCUAGGUUACCACCUGAUAGAUACUGCUUGACUGCGCCGAACUAUAGACUUAAGUCUUUACAAAAUAUGGCAUCUACUUCUGCAGGAGGAAUAACAUCUUCGGUGUUAAGUGUUGGUUCAGGCACUACGUCUGGCACACCAACCCCACAAACAAUGUAUGUAGCAACCAAAUCAGGGGCUCCAAUAUCCUUUACAGGGCAAAGGUGUACUGUGCAGAGGCCCAUCUCACAGACCCCAGCUAGAAAAGCAUCAAUUCCUGGAAAAGCAUCAAUUCGUACAGCAUCAACAGUUCAAAAUGUCUCUCUCAAUCCAUCACUAAUAGGAUUCAAAAACACUCUUAUUACCAAAAAUAUGGUGUCAUCACAAAAUACUGCCAGGGAAUCAUCAAAAAAAGCAGUGAAAAGGAAACGUAAAAAUAAUGACAAUCACUAUUACAAGUUUUAA